Molecule: messenger RNA, 547 nt
Organism: Oldenlandia corymbosa var. corymbosa
Lineage: Eukaryota; Viridiplantae; Streptophyta; Magnoliopsida; Gentianales; Rubiaceae
Source: the annotation of a GenBank genome assembly
AAUUAUCUUGGUGGUAGUCCAUUGCAUCAAUAUCAAGCCUUUGCUGCUUCUAUAUAAACCUUUCCUUAUAACUCGUUGUUUGACAAAGAAAAACAACCACCAGUGUUCUUCAGCUGAAUUUUGCAGUAAAAUCAGCUUUUUCCUUUGACAAAUUUUCACCAUUCUAUUCAAAAAUGGCGAUCCGUCUGCCUCGUGUAAAUCAAGCUAAGCAACUCCUGAAGCGGUCUAUUUCCUUUGGAUCAAACAACGCAGUAGACGUUCCAAGGGGACAUUGUGCUGUUUAUGUUGGAGAAAGUGAUGAGAGAAAACGAUAUGUGAUUCCUAUUGCUUACCUUAAUGAACCCUCCUUCCAAGAAUUGUUAAGCCAAGCUGAGGAAGAAUUUGGGUACGAUCAUCCAAUGGGAGGCUUGACAAUCCCUUGCAGAGAGGAAAAGUUCAUUGAUCUAACUUCUCGUUUGUGUAGGAAGGCAUGUUAGUUAGUUUGCGGAGAUGUAUAGUAAAGCAAAGCAAAAUUUUGUAACUUAGGCUACGAGGAAAGAAACAAGCG